Durio zibethinus is the source of this 1903-nucleotide messenger RNA. Its product is annotated as PP2A regulatory subunit TAP46-like. Gene Ontology annotation, cellular component: cytosol. The record is from RefSeq and is a predicted model, not a curated record. NCBI's taxonomy places the organism in Eukaryota, Viridiplantae, Streptophyta, Magnoliopsida, Malvales, Malvaceae. Gene Ontology annotation, molecular function: protein phosphatase 2A binding. Gene Ontology annotation, biological process: regulation of signal transduction; regulation of dephosphorylation.
AAGCCAGCUUUUUUUUUUUUUUUUUAAUUCAUUAAAAAAUUAAAAUUUCAACCUUACCCUCAAUAUUUCUGUAAAUUUAAAAUCAUCUUCCGUCAUUAAAUUCAAGAUUUCUAAUUUUGCUGCUUCUUUUUGCCGAAGUUGAACUGGUGUAAAUUCUAGGGUUUUUAAUAGUCUCACCCAUGGGUGAAUGCAAAAUGGAGAAUAUGCCGUUGCCAUCUCUCUUCGAACAAGCUCGUAAGAUCCAUCUGACGGCCACGGAGUUCGGUGCUGAUCGGGAUCUGGUGAAGAAAGGAUGCGAGGCGCUGGGGAAGUGCGAGGACGUGAUAAGCAAACUAGGGUUUUUCUCAUCCAAUGAGACCAAAGAUGACAUCAGCACCACCAAUCUCAAGUACCUUCUGGUGCCAUUUUAUCAUGCAGAGCUGGCAGAGCUGACCGAAAAACUUGCACAGGAUGACAGGAUACAUAUUCUCAAGACUUCGCAGGCAAAAUUGUAGGAAUUCAUUUCAUUUUGUGAGGCAAUGGAGCUUGUACCACAGGAAGAGUUGGAAGUUUCUGGUCAAGGAGCUUCAAAUGCUUUUGCGGAUCGACGAGCCUUGAAGAUUGCUAGGUUUAGACGCCAAAGAGCUGCAGAAGCUAAGCUGACAGAAAUAAAGGAGCAGAAGGAGCACUGUGGGCGUUCAACUAAAGCGUCUGCCUUAUCCACUCCUGUUGAGGUUGGAGAGGAGGAUGUGCUGGAUGACGACUGUGAGGAGGAGCGGGAGGCUUGGCUUACUACUAUCUCGUUGGCUAUUUGUAAGGCUUUUGAUCGGCUUGAAAUGCUAAAGAACGAAGAAGAAAUGCUUUCUGCUAUAAAGGACAAACAACUAAAGGAAGGGGAAAUGGAAUUUUCUCAGGCUAUCUUUGAUGAUGGCACCAAAAAGGCAGAGGCAUGGCAUCGUGAUGCUGCAGCUCAUGCACGAUGUACUAAACCUGCACUACCUAUCACAUGUGCUACAUUUGCUCAAGAUGUUAUAGAAGGAAGGGCAAAGAUUUCACAGGCACAUGACCACAAACACCAGCCAAUGAUAUUUGGACCACAAAGCCUUGUAGGUGGAAGCCUAACAAAUGAGAGGGAAAGGAUGGCAGCACAGGUUUUCCAACCAGGUUAUUGGAUGCCAACCAUGAGUAUUGAGGAAACUGGUCUGAGGGAGAUGGAAAUGAUGAACAAAUGGCAGGAGAGGAAUGCAAAAGUGUUUGAAGAAGCCGACUUGGCAUGGUAUAAGGACGGCCCAAAGUUGGGACCAAGUGAAGAUUAUGAAGACGAUGAUGCUGCCCAAGAGAAGGCAAGAGCAUGGGAUGACUGGAAAGAUGAUAAUCCUCGAGGUGCUGGCAAUAAAAAGCUUACCCCCUGUGGGUGAAAGCUAACUAGUAGUUCUCAUACUUCUGACCUAAUUAAUGGUGGUUUUAGAAACGUUUCUGAAUAUAUUAUUCUUCUUAUAGAUAAUGUUCUUACAAAAUUUUGUCAGUCUGCUUUGAGCAAUGUAUAAAAUUCAUGCAUCGAUUAGAACAAACUUGAUUCUGUGUAGGUGUUACCAACUUUUUGUCAACUGAGUGGAUUCUUUUAGGGUUUUAUUUAAGUUGAACCAAAUGUCCAGGUGCUGUGUAUUAUAGGAAUUGGAUGGAAGGCAAGGCAUCAAUUGCCAUGGGCUGUGCUGCUGAAAACAUGGACGGCGUUCGUACAUAAUGGCAAGUAAUGAUAAUGAAAUGAAAGCUGAAUUUGUUGCUUGUGUAGUUUGCCUUUACUCACCCUUUUUGCUUCGAAUUCUCAGAAGGAUUGACGGUAAUGCUCGACUAUUUACAAGAAUAAGCCUUCUCUUUCUAGUUAGUAGUUACUACUCAACGAGUUGGUUUUUAUGGGUACGUA